Paramecium tetraurelia is the source of this 1491-nucleotide messenger RNA. RefSeq lists its product as uncharacterized. The record is from RefSeq and is a predicted model, not a curated record. Gene Ontology annotation, molecular function: ATP binding; protein serine/threonine kinase activity. Lineage: Eukaryota; Ciliophora; Oligohymenophorea; Peniculida; Parameciidae. Gene Ontology annotation, cellular component: cytoplasm. Gene Ontology annotation, biological process: intracellular signal transduction; protein phosphorylation. The transcript is spliced from 6 exons.
AUGACGAAUGAUCUAACAAAGAAUAAGUCUAUUGGAUAAUAUCUAUUUGCAAAAACUUUAGGCGAAGGCACUUUUGGGAAAGUCAAAUUAGCAACUCACGUUUUGACUGGAGAGAAAGUAGCAAUAAAAAUUUUGGAGAAGUAAAAGAUAGCUGAUGCUUCUGAUGUAGAAAGAGUAACAAGAGAGAUUCAAAUUUUGAAAUAAAUAAGACAUCCUAACUUAGUAUAAUUGUAUGAAAUAAUAGAAACACCUAAACAAUUAUUUUUAGUGAUGGAAUAUGUUAAUGGGGGUGAACUUUUCGAUUAUAUCGUUUAAAAUUAGAGAAUAAAAGAUGUUGAGGCUGUUCGAUUCUACAGUUAACUAAUAUCUGGAAUAGAGUAUUUGCACAAAUUGCAUAUUGUGCAUCGUGAUUUAAAGCCUGAGAACUUGAUUCUGGAUGGCAGAGGAAAAAUAAAGAUUAUCGAUUUUGGAUUGUCAAAUUUUUAUAAAUAAGAUGAUCUGUUGAAAACAGCAUGUGGGUCCCCUUGUUAUGCUGCUCCAGAAAUGAUAGCUGGCAAAAGAUAUUCGGGACUAUAGGUGGAUAUUUGGAGUUCAGGAGUGAUACUUUUCGCAAUGUUAGCAGGUUAUUUACCUUUUGAAGAUCCAAACACAACCCAAUUAUAUAAGAAAAUAAUAUCUGGGGAUUUCAAGUUCCCGAAGUACCUUACCAUCGAUGCAAAAGACCUGAUUAAAAAUGUUUUAAAUACUGACCCUUAAAAAAGAUAUACAAUUCUCGAAAUAAGAAAACACAUAUGGCUUAAUUUUUAUAAUUAAAAGAUACCAACUGGACUGAUUGUUGGUCAUCAUAAGAUUCCAAUUGAUCCAGAAAUUUUAAAAUAAUUGGUUCAGUAUGGAAUCUCAGCAGAAUAUGCUGAGAAAUGCAUUGAAACCAAUAGACACAAUCAUGUUACAACAACAUAUUAUCUAUUACUCAAAAAAUAUAUAGUUGCUGGAAAUAAGUCAAUAGCAGAUAUUAGUUCUGAUGUAUUUGAACCGUAAAGAAUUUCCAUUAGACAAACAACUUACACUGAUAGAAAAUAAACAAUGCCUACAAAUCCAUUACCAUUGAUACAACGAUAAAGUCGAUAAAAUAAUACCAUGCAUUUGGAGGAUUCCAUUAUAGAUACCAAACCAAGACUGAACAAUUCCGUUAACACUUAGAACACAAUUUAAUAGUAAUCUCCAACUACCUUGAAUCAAUCUGUUGAGGUGCGAAGGAAAAUAACUUUAGAUUUGCAACAAACUACAGUGCUAGAUGGAGGUUAAUUCUAGUAAUCGAAUGAUAUAAAAGUGCUAAAAUUAAGGACUCCUGUCAACAGAAAUUAUAUAUUGUCAGAAUAUUAUGGCAGAUUUCCAAGAAAAUCCAGGAAUCAAGAUAGGUCAUCAUCAGUUGAUAAAGACCAAUCUUAUUAUUAGACAUUUUACAAAGGAACUUCUGUCCCAAAAAAAUGA